AAAAGUAGUACUGAUUAGUGAGCUAAAACCUGAAAUAAUGAAGUAUUUUAAUUAAGUAAGUCUAAUGCUCCUAAACAUUAUUUGUAGCAUUUAUAUACUUUACAUGAUCCUGAUUUUAAAUGUAUGAAAUGCAUUGAACAGAAUUAAAUUUACAUCUACCAUGAAAUCCUACUACAGCUUACAAGAAAAAAUCUUCUACUUUGCUCUGCUCUCCAGGAUUGUGAUCCUUGGAAUUCAGGUGGUAGCCAAUUGGAUCAUUCCUGAUCAUGAAGCAGAUGCAUUUGUGUCUCCACCUGAUCCAGAUCUUUCUGUGGGCAUAGUGGACCAAAUUGUCACAGGUCUCAUAGGGGGCCUGGUGCGCUGGGAUGCUCAAUAUUUCAUACACAUAGCCGAGUAUGGGUACACUCAUGAAAAUACUUUGGCAUUCUUCCCUUUGUAUCCACUCCUUGUCAGGCUCUUGGCCAAUGUGGCAUUCAUACCACUGCAUUUCAUCAUAAACUACCACACAACAAUUAUCCUUGUAGCUGUUAUUUUAAAUUUUUGUUUAUUCAUCAUAGCUAGUGGUAUUUUUUACCAGCUCAGCGGAGAAGUUUUGGGUAAUGAAGUACUGGCCUACAGAGCAUCAAUACUUUUUUGCAUCAAUCCAGCAAGCAUUUUCUUCUCUGCCCCAUACUCGGAAUCUCUCUUUGCUCUUUGCACAUUUUGUGCAUUACUGAACUAUGAACGUGGAGGUGGCUGGGCCGCGCCAUCACUCUUUGGUGCUGCUGGCUGUGCUCGCUCCAAUGGACUUGUUAACAUUGGAUUUGUACUCUACCACAAACUCCAGCACUGUUCUGCUUAUUAUUAUAGGCUGAGAAGUGCUCGAAGUGAUUCAUCAAAUGCAGUAUCAAUGGUUCUCAUUGUUCUACUAACCUUCAACUACACAUUGGUGCCUCUCUUUGUGGCCUCCUUCUGCGUGGUUGCACCUUUUCUCUUCUUCCAGCUCUGGUGUUACAAGACAUAUUGCGGUGAUGAAGCUGCCUUGUCUCUGCCUCCCCACCUGGAGUCUUUUGUGCGCACAAACUUCCUGCAUUCCCCUGACCUGGGGGAGGCUGAGUGGUGCUACGCUGCCCUGCCUCUUGCUUACACGCACCUCCAGGACAAGUAUUGGGAUAUCCUAUGGAGCUUGGGCAUCCCACAUCCCGACGACGUGAUUGCUCCUCCCAAGCCUCGUUCCAAGGCCAAGAAGAACGACGCAAAUCCCGACACUCGCAGCGUCUCGUCGCCGAAUAAAGCGAACUGUUCAGCCCCUCGCGGUGGCGGUGGAGGUGGCCGGGUCGUGUGGUGCAGCAGCGGCGUGUACUCGUGGCGGGUGUUUGUUUACACGGUGCACAGUCUCGCUGUGUGCUUCUUCUGUUUGCUCUUCGUAAAUGUGCAGGUGACGACACGUCUGGUGUGCUCGAGCUGCCCUGUGGUCUUUUGGUUCGCAGCUCAUCUGAUGACGCCCGACGACGUCCAUCCCCGCUCUUCCAGGCCUUCCGCCAGCCGCGUCCGUCCUGAGCCCCUCGAGAACAUGGACAAGAUCUUCACUGUCGAACUCGUGUCUAAAAUGCCUUCCAAUUUCUGGGGUCAAAUUGUUCUGAGUUACUUCCUUCUUUAUUAUUUCCUGGGGACUGUAAUUUUUUCUAACUUUUUACCUUGGACGUAGACUGGUUGGUGAACAUAUCUUAGGCGACCGCGAGUCAAAAAUGACUUUCAAUUGAUGAAGUUAGAUUCUCACGAAUGGCCUGCGUCUUUUGUCUUCUGACAAAUUUUGUAGAGGUCGAUAUCUUUUUCCAGUCUCAACUAUACUUCUCUAGUCAGUAUUGUAAUGAUAAUUGUACCUACGAAUUACCCUGAGUUGGUACUUGCUACCAGCAACAGCCCCUGAUUCGGAAAUGAAAAUGUUGAAUCACAAUAUCUCUUUAACUUUUUAUUAAAAUAACACUCGAGUCAAUCGAUGCGAGACACGUUACCUACUACAUGUGUUCUUCAGAAUGCAAGCCAUCCCAGCUAGCAUUCCACUGCAUUUUAAUGUAAAUUUUAACUGAAACCUAAUUUCCAAAGCUUCUUUUCGCGGCCGCGUUCGAUUAGUGGUACCGGUAACAGCCAUGAGUAGAUACACCGACGCCAUUCUUGAUUGAUCCCGCACUUAUGCUAGAAUUGCUUAAUUAAUGUCACACUUGUAUCAGAAUUCCUUAAUUAAUGUCACGCUUGUAAUAGAAUUGCUUAAUUAAUGUCACACCUGUGCUAAAAUUGCUUAAUUAAUCAAGCCUUUUAGCUAGAAUUGCUUCAUUUUUUUCCAUUUCGAUCUUAUUUUGCGUUUCUAGAAUUGCUGAAUUAAAAAAUUUACCCCCUGGCCCCUAAGAUUCUACCACUCAGGAAGAACGUUUUUCUGUGCAAUAAAAAUUUGUAUUCACUUAUGAAAAUGCUUACUAACAAACUGGCGCUCAAACUCGAACCUUCCGUAGGUAUUUGCCUUGAUUGAAGGGGUUUCACUCGUCCACAAUUUUACUACCAGGGCUUUAAUCGGAGCUAUAAUUUGUAGCUGGCUGAAAAGUAACUCAUUACUAACCAAACCAACGCCUGUAUUAUUACCGCUGUGGUGAAAUCGUAUCACAAUAUGGCAAGUACUGUGUUCUCCUCUCCGAUGUUCCUCCAACGCAACAGUCUUUUUCCUGCCACUGAUGUCCUCGUUGUGACGUUGCCUUCUGUUCACCAAGAGUCCUUGCAUUGUUUCCUGAUAUUUUCAAAGAUUUCAGCUGCUAUAUUAAUCUGGUUAAUUUGAUCUUCAAUCCAUAUUUAAGAAUUAGAGUCGUAGGUGAUCUUAUUUAAAUUUAACUUUUAUAAAACCAUCACUAACACUUGUGUCUAAAUCUCGAAUUGGAUUUUUCGUUAUUGCUCAAAAUUUUACCUUAUAUGAAUAUUAAAGCUAGAGAUGUUCUUAUUACGUUUCAGUUCACAUUCCGUUCGUGCUUUCCUUUCAUAACAAGAUAUAAGUUUUCAACUGAUUGAGGUACUCGGUUGGCAUUACUGUAGACUGGUAAGUUCCAAUGGUUGCUGUCCACGAAUAAUAUCUUUUUAUCUGUAGUUUCUAGGUUAAGGCCAAUUGAUCUCAAUGCUUUUGUUCGCAAUGUGCUAGGCGAUGCCUUUUGUCCAGGUUCUUACUUAUCCUAGAACUAGUUAAAUAUUUGAAGAGCACGUUAUUGUCCAGCUUGGAUAUCUCUAGUCUGAUUUCUGCAAUAUUCAUGCCUUUAUUAUAAGUAUUCAUGUACUCUUAGAGCGCCGUUACUUGCAAUUUACUUUUUCCGUCAUCAUGGCUGCUCUUUUAGGCAGCGAAGCUUUAAGCUUAAGGCUAUUUCGGUUGUUAUGUGCAUGCCCUUUUCAUAUGAUGAUACCGCUAAUCAACUGAAUUCUCCUAUUAGCAGAGUGGAGACCGUAUUCAGUACAGAGCAAAGUUCAUAUUCUAAAAUCGAACGUUUGAAUUGAUAUAAAUUUUAGGAAUAGUCACCUCGCAGUUUUUGUUUUCAAGUCAUUCACGUGCAUCUUUCAUGCCGCUUACCUUGGUAGCUUAAAAGUUGUUUCUGGGUAGGGCUGUGUUGAUGAGAACUGCUGCCUGCAUAUUAUUGUGUCUGCUUAGGCUGCAUUAAAGCUGAUUGAAUA
This is a messenger RNA of Hyalella azteca, 3681 nucleotides long. RefSeq names its product GPI mannosyltransferase 2 (gene PIG-V). Gene Ontology annotation, molecular function: alpha-1,6-mannosyltransferase activity; GPI mannosyltransferase activity. The record is from RefSeq and is a predicted model, not a curated record. NCBI's taxonomy places the organism in Eukaryota, Metazoa, Arthropoda, Malacostraca, Amphipoda, Hyalellidae. Gene Ontology annotation, cellular component: endoplasmic reticulum membrane; mannosyltransferase complex. Gene Ontology annotation, biological process: GPI anchor biosynthetic process.